AUGACACGUCCUCCAUCUCUCACGCACCCACCUCGAAGGCCGGCCUCUCUCGCUCGCACAACCCGACUACCUCUCAGCCUACGGCUCCGUGUCGAACCUCAACAUGUCGGUCCUCCCGCCCGGAUACAUCGAGGCGGCGCCUAUCCAGGCAACGAGGCUGGACGGAUCGAAGGUCGUGUUGAAGAGGCGGAAGAGGCUGGAGGGGUGGAAGGGCGUUGGAGCGGGUGCGACGUCGAACAAGAAGGAGGAACUCGCUGCGCUGGAACAACUCGCGUCGAGCAUGCUCGAGAAACCUUACCACCCUCUCCUCCGCGGGUCGAGCACGCUGCCGCGAUGGCAGAGAAGCAGCGCGAGGCCGAUGCUACGAACGCCGCCCUCCUCGCUUCCUCGCCAUCGAAGACCUCCCGCGCCGCCGCUACGCCCGUCGAGACCACUCUCUGGACCGACCGGUACCGGCCGAAACGGUUUGUCGACUUGCUCGGCGACGAGCGCGUCCACCGCACCGCCCUCCUCUGGCUCAAAGAAUGGGACGCCUGCGUCUCCAAAGGCACCUCGAAGGCGACUGCUGCGGCCGAGCUGAAGCGCGAGAGGAGCAAAAAGAGGGCGAGGGAGGGGACCUUCGGUGCGGGAGGAGCGGAGGGAGGAGGCUUUCAGGAGGCGGUACGCUCCCGACCCGUACGGACGGCCGCAAGAAAAGAUUCUCCUCCUCUCCGGCCCCCAGGACUGGGCCAAACCACCCUUGCUCACGUCCUAGCCCGACAAGCAGGCUACCAAGUCCUCGAAAUCAACGCCUCGGACGACCGGACCUCCCGUAUCGUCGAUGAGCGCAUCCGGAAUGCGGUCGAUUCGCAGGCGUUGACGAGUGGGUGGAAGCCGGGACGAGGGGGAGCGGGCGGGAAAGGGAAGGAGAGGGAGAGGGAGGAGGGAGCGGUGAGCCCUACGUGUGUUGUGGUGGAUGAGAUUGAUGGAGCGGGAGGCGGAGGAGAUACGAGCUUCGGCAAGACGCUCGUCAAGCUCGUCACGGAGGGCUCGUUGCUGAAGAAGCCGUCGAGAAAGGGCAAGGGCAAGCAGCAACGACCGCUACUCCGGCCUAUCAUCUGCAUCUGCAACGACCUCUACGCCCCUGCCCUCCGCCCUCUCCGGCCCCUCGCUAAAAUCAUCCGCUUCAACCCGCUUACCGCGCCCAUGCUCAUCAAGCGCCUCCGCACGAUCUGCGACGUCGAAGGAUUGUCGACGGAGAACAAGCAUCUGUCGCUGCUGGUUGACGUCGCUGAGGGCGACUUGCGGAGUUGCUUGAACACGCUGCAGUUCAUCAAGCGCAACGGCUCGACCGUUGACGAGCACGCGAUCCGCUCCUCCGCCCUCGGCCAGAAAGACACCGGCACAUCCUCGUCGCAAGUCCUCGACCGGCUGUUCAAGAAGCCGCCGAGGAAGCGCGGAGCACCCUCGGGUGACGGAGUCGGCGCGGACGAGCGCAACCCGACGAAGACUGCUGCGUCCGUUGCGCCUGAGGCGAAGCAGGCUGUCGACUUCUUCGGGCGCGCUAUUCUCCCUAAAGCAGGGUCUCCCGCAGCAGCUGCAGAAGGCGACUCGCUCGCCAUCGCGCCGCCUCCGCUGAAGCGCGUCCGACAAGCGACGUACCGCUUCAACGAGGGCUUCUCGAAUGCGGUCCGCGUCAAUAAGAAGGUCUCCGAUUUCUUCUAG
Rhodotorula toruloides NP11 is the source of this 1704-nucleotide messenger RNA. Its product is annotated as chromosome transmission fidelity protein. Gene Ontology annotation, molecular function: ATP binding; ATP hydrolysis activity. The record is from RefSeq and is a predicted model, not a curated record. The coding region runs from base 1 to 1704 and encodes 567 amino acids. The transcript has 13 exons. Lineage: Eukaryota; Fungi; Basidiomycota; Microbotryomycetes; Sporidiobolales; Sporidiobolaceae.